Lachancea dasiensis is the source of this 780-nucleotide messenger RNA. The record is from the annotation of a GenBank genome assembly. Lineage: Eukaryota; Fungi; Ascomycota; Saccharomycetes; Saccharomycetales; Saccharomycetaceae.
AUGAGCUCCCAUAAUGUGGAGUCAAUGCUAAAUCAACUAUCGAUGUCCCUAGAAGUGAACUACAAUCAUGCCGAUCAGUUGUUCGAUUAUUUGGAAACAAUCCUAAUGAACUCUACCGAGAAAUCAGCUCAGAUUGCCGCACUACAGAAAAUGAGCGGCAGCUUUGCGCAGCUGACAAUGUCCAUGGCGGAUUUGAGAGACGACCAUACAAGCGUCGUUGAGUCCUACAACACAAAACUCAAGCUGGCUCCUCUGGCAGAUGUGGCCAAAAGCAGACUUACUGUUACUUCAAAUAGUGAUGGCCAAGCUUCAGAAAUGCUAGAGUAUCUGAACGAAGUCAAUGAUAGCCAUAAUCUACAAUUGGAGCAUACCAAUUUAAUCGGUAGGCUCUCGUCCAACUUGUGUGACGCAGCUUCAGCGUUCUCUCAGGUUGAAAAAGAGGACUACUUCGACCUCGAAUCAUGGCUACAAAGUUACAAGAGUGAAGACGCUAGUGUAGAGACAAGAGAGAUUUUGAAGAGCCGAUUAGUCAGUUGGAUCACUUCCAUCAAAAUGGAAAAGGCUCGUUACCUUGUUGAAAACCAGCAUAUCUUGCGAGACAUGUUGAAAUCUCUUACCUCAGACGUUGCCCAGUGGAGAACAAAUUACGAAUCCAUCGAGAGCAUGCUCUUUGGUGAUGCUCAUAAUUCCAUUGCCAAAACGCUCCUUGACAUUACAAAUUUAAGACAGGAACUAGAUAGGAAAAGUGAGGAUGAGGACAUUGAAAUGGAAAGAACAUAA